Dendrobium catenatum is the source of this 1010-nucleotide messenger RNA. Its product is annotated as calcium uniporter protein 2, mitochondrial-like. Gene Ontology annotation, biological process: calcium import into the mitochondrion; mitochondrial calcium ion homeostasis. NCBI's taxonomy places the organism in Eukaryota, Viridiplantae, Streptophyta, Magnoliopsida, Asparagales, Orchidaceae. The record is from RefSeq and is a predicted model, not a curated record. The transcript has 2 exons. Gene Ontology annotation, cellular component: uniplex complex; mitochondrial inner membrane. Gene Ontology annotation, molecular function: calcium channel activity; uniporter activity. The coding region runs from base 1 to 975 and encodes 324 amino acids.
AUGGCGCUCAGCAGAAGCCGAGCUCAUCACUUCCUAGGUUUGGCAAAGGCCAACUCUUCCCUGUCCCAUAUCCUCUGCUCCGCCCCCGCGCCGGAUCAAUCUCCUCGCCAUCUCCACCGGAUUCUCCAACGCCGGACAAAUGUCAGGCCGGCGCUUUGGCCGGAUCGUUGCACUGAUCUGCCGGUUGGAGAUAAACUCAUCGAUAAGAUAUGGGGACUCAACGCCGGCCGAAUCCGUCUCUACCUGAUCUCGCAGUCGCUGCCGUCGAUUGCUUGCGAGACAACGGAGACAGAGGUGAAGAAGGUACUUAAGAUUUCGCAGAUGGAGGCGGUGAGAUCGCGGCUGAGCGCGACUCCGCGGAGCUCCAUCUUUUACUCCGAAUUCCUUCGCAUCUGCCGCAAACAAUCAAAUACGGACGAAACUGCAUCAGCGAUCGCGCAAUCUCUCGAAGAAUCUGCUGAUGUUAUUGCCUUGGGAAAUCUCGUCUUCCUUCGUCCUGGUGAGAUAUUGAAAGAUAUCGGGAGGGUACUCCCACCACAGCUCAACAACCAUGAGCAGAGGAUCAUGAAGGAAUUGAAGGAGAUGGAGGCGAAGAAGGCGGAGAUAGACAGUAAGGCGGCCGCUGGCGUGCGGCGGGAGCUCUGGUGUGGGCUAGGGUUUCUACUGGCUCAAACGCUUGGAUUCUUCAGGCUCACAUUCUGGGAACUCUCAUGGGAUGUAAUGGAGCCGGUUUGCUUCUUUAUGACUUCCAUCUACUUCACGGCGGGCUAUGGCUUCUUCCUCAAGACAUCGAGAGACCCUUCCUUUGAAGGCUUCUUCGAAACCCGAUUUGCUGCGAAGCAGAAACGAUUAUUGAGGGAUUCGAAUUUUGAUUUAAGAAGGUUUGAUGAGCUCAAACAGGAAGCCAGCUUUUCUCCACUUUCAAAUGAACGGGUUUCUGCUGGAACAAAUUUUAAAAAUAUUUAUCAAUAUUAAAUUUUUUUAUUUAAUUUGGCAUCUUAAAAAAAAGA